Fulvia fulva is the source of this 1485-nucleotide messenger RNA. Its product is annotated as Cytochrome P450 monooxygenase orf2. The record is from RefSeq and is a predicted model, not a curated record. NCBI's taxonomy places the organism in Eukaryota, Fungi, Ascomycota, Dothideomycetes, Mycosphaerellales, Mycosphaerellaceae. The coding region runs from base 1 to 1485 and encodes 494 amino acids. Gene Ontology annotation, molecular function: iron ion binding; monooxygenase activity; oxidoreductase activity, acting on paired donors, with incorporation or reduction of molecular oxygen. The transcript is spliced from 4 exons.
AUGCACAACCCGCUGAACGAUAUGCCGCCUUCGUUCUAUGCUGUGAUUGUCCUCGCCAUUGGAGCCAUCGUCUGGAAGACUUGCAAGGCUUUGACCAACCCGCUUGCCCAUCUUCCAGGACCUGCAAUCUCGAAAUGGACUAACCGUCGCUUUCAACUUGCUGUCAUGACUGGAGAGAGGACAAGGUACGAGCAUGCACUGCAUGAACGCUAUGGGCCUGUCGUACGUAUCUCGCCUUACGAAGUGUCACUCGCUUCCAGCUCUGCGGCGAAGAUGAUCUACCAGAUCGGCAGUCCGUUCCUCAAGACACCGUGGUACAACAUCGCCGUCGGUGAUGAAUCUGGCCUCUUCACCCUAUUAGAUUCCAAGGCCUAUGCGCGGCAUCGAAGGUUGUUGGCGCACAACUACUCAGAAAAUUGGAUCAAGAACAUGGAGCCAUACAUUGCCGCCAAGACUCGAACCGCAGUAUCGAAAAUGGCCGCAACAGUCGAUCGAAAAGGCUACGUCAAUGUCAACGAGUGGUUCUGGUUCAUGUCAACCGAUGUGAUAUCGGAAGCAGCGUUUGGCGAGAGCUUUGAUCUGCUAAAGAUCGGGGGGAAGAACAAGUACAUCCAUGAUCUGGAGAUAGACGGCUUGCGUAGCAUCCUUCGGGCGGAAUUCCCUUUUCUUGGAAAGAUUGCUGCGUACAUGCUGUUGGGAAAUUCUGAAGAUGUCGAGCAAGGCAAGAUGCGGAUGCAGAGCUAUACUGAAGGUCGGCUGGCAGCGUACUGGAAAGCCUAUGAAGCGGAUCCGGAGAACGUCAAGCCGACACUUUUGACCAAGGCAUAUGCAGCCCUUCAGGAUGGUUCGAUUUCGCAUCGCAGUAUGGAAGCAGAUGCGCGGACGAACAUCGUUGCCGGAACAGAUACGACCGCUUCAACCGCCACCUUCGCAGUCUGGUACUUGUCCAAGCAUCCUGAGAUAGAGCAAGCCUUGAUUGGCGAAGUAUCCGCUCUCCCAGAAACCUUCGACGACGAACAACUCAGAACAUUACCCUUGCUAGACAAAGUCAUCAAAGAGACCCUUCGAAUCCGCCCAUCAGUCGGACAAGGCCUCCCUCGCGCCGUGCCAGCCGGCGGCGCCACGAUCGAAGGCCACUACAUCCCGGAAGGAACCACAGUCGCCAUCCCAGCAUACACGAUGCACCGACUCAGAUCUGUGUGGCACGAUCCGGAGAAGUUCGAUCCAUCGCGGUGGGAUCAUGUGACCAAAGACAUGAAGGAUAGUUUUGUGCCGUUUGGAGGAGGGAGUAGAGUGUGUAUUGGCCAGCACUUUUCACAGCUUGAGUUGCGACAUGCCCUGGCCAACUUUUAUCGAACGUUCAAUUCGGGUAUGGUGGCGCCGAAGGCGGAGGGGUUCGGUGAGGAUGAUAUGACGCCGAUGUCGUUUUUUGUGACGGCGCUGAAGGGGAAGAGGUGUCUGUUGCAGAGAAGGGCGAAGCAGUGA